Messenger RNA from Microdochium trichocladiopsis, 1766 nucleotides. Its product is annotated as phosphotransferase family protein. Lineage: Eukaryota; Fungi; Ascomycota; Sordariomycetes; Xylariales; Microdochiaceae. The record is from RefSeq and is a predicted model, not a curated record. The coding region runs from base 132 to 1637 and encodes 501 amino acids. The transcript is spliced from 3 exons.
CUGAAGUUCCCAGUGAGGGUCAUACUAGCCACUCUCCUUCACCAUUCACACACCAUCUUCCCAAGCUUGCCAUUUGAAACAUCGUUCCUUCAAAUACCCACUCGACGGAGGCGCGACCCGGCUUUGACAUCAUGCCACCCAAGGAGAGGGCUUUCUUCGCAAAACCAGACUACGAAUUGUGGGAGGCGAACGAGGCAAAGAAAGAGGCGUGGCUGAAUUCUAUGGCGAACAACGACGUCCAUCAAGCCGUCGGCAGGCUGAUUCUCAAGUAUCACCCUGGCGACCCUGAGGAGCUGGUCACCCCACGAGGGGGCAGUUAUAAUCUCGUGUAUCGGCUCAGGUACAAGGACGGCACGACCGCCGCGCUACGCGUCCCACUACAACACUACUCCCACUACCCCGAAGAAAAGCUGCUAUACGAGGUCGCCCUAAUGAAGUAUAUCCGCGCGAAUACGACCAUACCCAUUCCCGAGGUCUAUGGGUUCGGCACAGCCAAAGAGAACCCCGCAGGCAAUGGACCGUUCAUCAUCAUGGAGUGGGUUCAUCACCACAUGGACUUGGGCGACGCGCUCAACGACCCCUGUGGUGAACCGGAAGCAAAGCAGACUCUUGAUCCCAACAUAAGCGAAGAGAAACUCGAGUCGUUGUAUGAACAGAUGGCGGGGAUCCUCCUACAGCUGUACAGCCUCGACUUCCCUCGAAUUGGCUCUCUUGUUCUUGACGAUUUGAUCACCGAGAGAAACUCUCCCGGGGGAGGCUCGGCGUCGGUCACAGGCCGGCCAUUGAUACAAAACAUUAAUCGUAUCACGGAAUGGACCUCUGCUCCGCAGGGCCUUCUGCCAUCCAACACGUACGCACGCGCAGAAGAGUGGUACUCCGACAUGGCCGACAUGCACAUGCUCCAGCUCGUCUUCCAGCGUAACUACCUCGUCAAGGACGAAGAUGACGCCCGGGACAAGUACAUCGCGCGGCAACUGUUCCGCCGGCUCGCCGCCUCCGGCAAACUCUCCGCUCCAUCCAACCAUAACGACGCCUCACCAGGACGUGACGGCCCCCCGUUCAAGCUCUUCUCCGAAGACUUGCGCCCAAACAACGUGCUCCUCGACGAGCACUUCAAAAUAGUCGCCGUGAUAGACUGGGAGUUCGCGUACGCUGCGCCCGCUCAGUUCGCACGCGAUCCGCCGUGGUGGCUGCUUAUACGACAGCCUCAUCACUGGGAGGGUGGCAUAGAGGCUUUCAUCGCGGCAUAUGAGCCCCGGCUGCAGACAUUCCUGCGAACCCUGCGGCGGUGCGAGGCCCGCCACGAGGAGGAGCGCGAAUCAAAAGAUGCAAUAGACACAGACAAACCCUUAUCGCAGUACAUGCAGGAGAGCUGGGAGAAGAAGCUCUGGAUUCACGGCUUGUGUAUGCGUAAUUCGUGGCUGUUCGACCAUUUGUUCUGGAAGUUCAUCGAUCCGCUCUUCUUUGGGCCCAAUGAGGAUUGUGAUCAUAAAAAGAGGCUAGAGCUUCUUACGGACAAGGAGAGGGUCGCCAUGGAGAGACUUGUUAAGACGAAGAUGGAGGAGGACGAGGAACUGAAGGUGGUGGAUUGGGAGCUGGAUCCAGCUCGGGAACAUUUGGCCACGUUCAUGGUGUAGUCGUCUUAUUGGCUGACCAUGAAGCAAUAACCAAACAAAGAUGUACUCUAAUCCUGCAACUCACACAACAACCUCUCGUGGUGCCACAGCUGUAAAUCACUGCAUCAAUGCAAGGAUCCUCAACUGCCC